Mycena citricolor is the source of this 1569-nucleotide messenger RNA. The record is from the annotation of a GenBank genome assembly. NCBI's taxonomy places the organism in Eukaryota, Fungi, Basidiomycota, Agaricomycetes, Agaricales, Mycenaceae.
AUGCCUGGACGAUUCAACGAGAGGACGAAACACGCGCCAAUCGCGUCCUCUACAUCUCUCGUGGACGCGAAACCCAGGAAACGCAGCCUGGGCAAGAACUUGCACAAAUUCCAGCCUGUAUUCCGCCUAGCAGGAAAGACAAAGAAGGCAGUGCGUGUCGCUCUGCCUAAAAAGUCUGCAGCAGAGGAUGCGGAACCCAGCUCCGCAAAACGUCCCAGCACACCCGUCCCUACAAACUCGUCACUAUCGUCCCCGUGUCUUAUCUUCCCCGCCCAUCCAACAUCCAACCCGUCAACGCCGAGGCGAUCGUUUGUUGUUCCACCAACUCCGACAAGGUUGGGCGCAUCACCUCUUCUGGGUGCGUCGCCGUUAUCGCCAUCUCCACCUUCCAACUCCGAAUUCAAUCUAUCGCCUAUUGUCACCCCCUUCAUGAACCCCGACUUCGAAACUUCAGGUCAUCACUGGGCCACCCAUCAGGCGUGGAAGGCCUGGCAGGACAAAAUCAUCCCCCGCCUCGUUCCAAUAUUCAGCGAUGUCUUCUUUUCGACGAGGGGCCUCCAGCGCCUUCAGGAUCUUCCAAGACUGUGUCGUCGAAUCUGCACCUGCGCUUCGACCCGGCUUUGUAAGGUCUCGGUUUGGCGAAUGCACGAGAUCCAAGACGUCGAGAUCGAUGUUUGUCAAUGUGUCCCGGCGGCGGAGCAGUUGCUGCGCUCAGGGUCGUUUCCCUCGUCACCAUUGCUGCCGUCAUUUGCGGUGGAUCUCCAUGUACUGGAGUUGACUCGAGAAGUGUUUCUUCGCACUUCGCCAAACAACACCGCAUGGACAACAGCGCUGGAAUCCUUCCUCCGAGGCUUGGGAUUCCAGUUAGACCAUGAGGGAUCGUUGCGACGCUCUUUUGCGUCGGCACUGGAGUGGUAUCUGCAUCUGCGUAACGUGGUGGAUGCAGAGGUUGACGAGCAGCAGGAGAAAGUUCGUCGCGACCUGGUUGGUCCUGCCGUGAAAGACGACCAGCAUUUGGCAUCUCGCGCUGAGGCGGGUACCAGGCAUGGCGAGCACAAACGGCCGUUAGACCAUCCCAAUCCAUUUGGUGCGCCAAUGCACCGGACACGGGCCUCGGAAUAUCUGCGUCGCCGCUGCCCCGCAUGCUUUGGGGAUGUCAAGCAUGAUCCAAGUUCUACUGCGGAUGUUUGUGUGUGCACGGACGCAUGCUUCACACAUAAGCGGGAGGCGGGAAACAUGGAUCCACCGAAGACACAUCCCAGGAAUGUCUUCCUCAACCCCCAGACCUGCGAGGAUAUGGAGCAGUAUGUUGAUGAAGUCCGAGGUAGCGGUCCUGCGCGAGAAUCCCGUGCCCACAAACGCUGCCGGAGGGAUGCCUCGACCUACUCCCCCUCGAAGGAACAGGUGGACAAUGAGGAUGAGGAGGAAGAUCGCGUCGAGGAGGGCUUGCAGGUUCCCAAGUCCAUUCUGGACAGCUGCGAGGAAUCGUUCAGAGCGGCAGAUGAAAGCCGGAUGAGAUCUGACGCCAGGGAAUUUGACGACACUGGAGUCAUGGUGUUGAUCAAAUGA